CACCCAAUUCCUUGAAAACCUUACCAAGUCACCACCCUUUAUUUCCCCACCAUGGCCAAAACCAUCCCAAACCUCACCUCCACCAUCUUCACCAGCUUCUUCUUCUCCCUCCUCAUAGCCACAAAAUCUCAAGAAUUCUCAAGAAGCCUCUCUCAGAAAAAACUAGGGCUCAAAAAAGAAAAGCUCAGCCAUCUCCACUUCUACUUUCACGACACCCUCUCCGGCAAAAACCCAACCGCAGUCCGAGUUGCAAAGGCUCCCAUAACAAAAAUAUCCCCAACCUUGUUCGGAGUCGUGGUCGUGAUGGACGACCCGUUGACAUUAAAGCCUGAACCGAGCUCCAAACAAGUGGGAAGAGCACAGGGAAUCUAUGCCUCUGCAUCACAGACUGAGUUUGGUUUGUUAAUGGCUAUGAACUUUGCUUUCACAGAAGGGAAGUACAACGGAAGCAGUCUUAGUAUUUUGGGUCGAAACACUGUGUUUUCGACGGUGAGAGAGUUGCCGGUGGUCGGAGGGAGUGGACUUUUCAGAUUUGCAAGAGGGUAUGCUCAUGCCAAGACUCACUCGCUUAACUUCACCAGUGCUGAUGCUGUUGUGGAGUACAAUGUCUAUGUCUUCCAUUAUUGACCACUUGUUUAGUUUCCGAGUCCAUAGAUAAUACAAAAAGGGUAUAUACUAUACAUAAACGCUAGAUUUUUUUUUAUUUGAUUUUCUUUAUCAUUAGAUACGUAAGUAGUAAGAAUUAAAUUAAUGUUCACAUGUGUGAUUUAUAUUUUUAA
This is a messenger RNA of Camellia sinensis, 779 nucleotides long. RefSeq names its product dirigent protein 21. The record is from RefSeq and is a predicted model, not a curated record. NCBI's taxonomy places the organism in Eukaryota, Viridiplantae, Streptophyta, Magnoliopsida, Ericales, Theaceae.